Messenger RNA from Linum trigynum, 2605 nucleotides. The record is from the annotation of a GenBank genome assembly. NCBI's taxonomy places the organism in Eukaryota, Viridiplantae, Streptophyta, Magnoliopsida, Malpighiales, Linaceae.
GCUCAUCAAACUAGAGUAUUUGAUACGUGAAAAAUUGGAACUAAUAAUAUUAAUAAUAUAUAACGAUAGACAUACAUAUAUGUUUGGAGGAGUUAGAAAACAGCAUACAGUGGCCGCCUGAAACUCUCCAUAUUAAUCCAAUCCUCAAUAAUUAAGUUACAUCUGAUCUAACCAUAUCAGAAGCCAAUUACCGCCAUGAAUAGUACUGCUUCUUCUUCCAUGGCAAUUGCUCUGUAUUUUCUACUGGGAUGCAGCAUCAUCCAUUUCCCUUCCACCCAAGGCAAGGCCACGUGCAGCGGAGGAAAGUUAAAGUCCGGCGACCCUCUAGCGACGGCGAGGGGCAAAGUUUUUGGUACCUUAAUGACCAAAACUUUCUCUGCGUACUACAAACAGCGCUGUACUUAUGACACUGCCACCGGCACCGGCGCAACUAGCAGCACCAUGUACGUAUACGGCGUCGCGAACUGUGUCGUUUUGUCCUCGAGCUGCGGCGGAGAUGAGUACUGUUCCGCCAGAUACCAGCAGUGCUCGACGUGUCUGAGAGAAGCUCGGCGUCGUCUCAUGAAGAAAUGCGGGAAGCGAGUCGGCGGAUUUGUUGUUGUUGUGCAGAAACCACUGCAGUGUAGUUUGCAAUUUUCGGAUCGACGGCUUUGCCCUUAAUUACAUUCUGUUUUGAUCUCAAAAUUUCUAUUAAUUGCAUGCUGCAGUCGGGGAGAAAUUUUACAAUGCUAUAUAGUAUUGGUGCUAUAGGUUUUUUUCUUUACGGUACAACUUGAAAUUGUACCUUUAACGUUAUGGUACAACUUUAGAUUAUACUUAUACUGUUUGUACAAAUUCUUUUAUGGUACAACUUGAACUUGUACAUUUAUGUGAUGGUACAACUUCAAGUUGUAAAGUUGUACCAUAACAUAAUCGUACAAAUUCUUUUGUGGUACAAUCUAAACUUAUACAUUUCAUGUUAUGGUACAACUUUAAGUUGUACAUUAAAAACACCGAUACUAUAUAGUAUAGUAGAAAUGCUCGCAGUCGUGUGGGUUUAUUUGUUUGGAAUAAAAUCAUCAAAUCAGUACUUCGUCAUAGUUUUAUUUUUACAGGAAUAUAAGUUUAUUUUUUUGUUGUUUAGGUUUGAAACCACUAGAUUUAAAGUUAGUAAUUUUACUACUAGAUCAAGUAAUUGUUCGUUACUUUGUCUAGUUUUAUGUCACAAAAAAAUAACUUUUUUUAACUCCAAAUUCAGUUUUGAAAGACAUUUUACCCCAAUUGUACUUUAGGACGAAAAAAUUCAUGAAAACGUCUAGUUGUAAUUGAAUACGCACACGUGGACCUCCCUCCCACAGGAGAUAGAUAAAUUCUUAUACAAGUGUCGCCAAAUUAAAAAAAAAAAAAAAACAUUAGUCUAGUCAACAUUUAAAAUGACACUGUUAAAGUUUUGAACGAAAUUGAAAAUUUUGUGUAUUAAUGAGAAAUUGGCAUCCACAUGGCGUCCUCGUUGGUGUCUUGUUAAUGUAACUGACGGAAUCUCUAACGGUGUUGAAGUUUUUAACGGAAGUGACUAAAUUUGUCAACAAUGUUUCUAAAAUCAGGACUUUUUUUGUAUUUAUCAGAAAUUGACUAUUAUUGUCACAAAAUCAAUAGUUAUGACUAUACAAGACAAUUUUGCAUUAUUUAAAUAUAAUUAUAAUUUAAAUAUUCAUUUCUUACAACUUACGAAGACGGAUAAUUAAUAGCCGCUAAACAAAUAUUUUAGCAGGCUAAAACAAUAAGUUUGCUAGGUGGAUGGACAAUAUCUAGAUCUGAUUCAUAUGAUUCUGGUAACGGUGGAAAAAUGGGUGGAUGGGUUGCCUCUGACUUCUAUUAUGAAAAUAGUCUACACCUCUUCAACAUUUUUCGAAUGAUGGUGUUUGGUGUAUGGGGAAUCUACGUUAUCUUACACUACUCUUAUAGAGAUUCCUUGAGAGCUCUGCGACUACAACUAAAACUACUGCUACGGAGAAUCCUUCAUGGAGUAGAGCUCCGUAAACUAUAGAGAAAAAGAAAAAAAGGACAGUUGAGACAAGUAGUCUUUGUGUUGGAUUGUAUUUGUCUGCCUCUCUCCAGAAGGUUGCUUCAACUUCUGUUUCCCAGGGUCGUCCAACUGCUCGCUCUCUGCUCCUACCGAAAAGUAGCUCGCUUAGCCUCUACGCAUGUCAGUUAUCGUCGUAGGAAGUCUAUGUACACCUCAUCAUGUCAUCCUGUUUCAACAUGGUACUACAAGAAAACUAGGCUUUAGAAGUAAAUAAUUAGAGACAGUUAUUGCAUUAGUCUCUAUAUCUAAUCUAUGAAUGCAUAUAUAUUAUCUGCUUCGGUAUAUUCUGUUAUUUAUCUCUGUAUCGUAAAUUUUCUUACAUUUUUUAUGUGAUAAAAUUAAAUUAAAACUUUUGGAGACGAUUAUAACAUUUGCUCCUAUAAAGUAUACUAGUUAUUUUGUUCAAAACUUUAUUAUGCGCUUUGACAUCGGAAAGGAGAUCAGGCCUAUGAAUUAGGAUGGAACGGGAUGUAUUUCCGUCGAUGGAAGCACGAUCUGCCGGCGAUUCCAUGGUUGACUGAAUAAAAUUAAAUUAAAACU